AUGCUGGGUAGUGCUCUACAGCACCCUGUUGAGACUGAUGGCGGAGAUGUAGGGGGUGAGGAACAGGAUUCCUACUGGCCUAGCAGUCCUCAUCGAGAGUGGCAGGGUGGUGGGCAGACCCGUGAUGAAACAGGCGAUGAUAAUGAGUAUAGGCCUACUGUAGCGGAGGUCGAGGCGGCGGCGGCAGAGGACUCUGCAGCGGGGGCGGGAGGGGACGCGGAUGUGGAGGAGGAGGUGCAAGAGCAGGAGGAGGAGGGUGCUGGCCACAAUGCCAGGGAACAUGGAGGGGAUAAUGGACGGGGAGGAAGGGGUCGAGGGGGUCGUGGGGGGGGACGGGUUGGUCGCGGGCAGGGUCGGUCUUCUGCGCGUGCGCAGGCCAUAGGCAAUGCAGGGGGGCGCAGUGGGGGGUAUGCUAGCGGCCCCUCAGUAGAUGGACGAGGUGGGGGGAGGGUUGGGAGGGUUGCGCAUAGUGCUGCAAGGGCUGGGCGCGGUGGCAGUGGUGGUGGGAGAGUGGCCGAGGCUGCGCCCGAUCCAGGGCCAGGGAAUGCACCCACUCAACGGUCCGAUGGUCCAAAGGACCUAGAGUUUCCUUGGGGCGGCUAUGGCGUGUUGGGCGAUGGGCCAACAGUGCCCAACCCGCACGGUGGUGCAUGGGAGCACGCGGCUGCCUGGCCGAACAUCCCAGGUGCUGCAGCCGCAGGGGGCAGUGGCGCAGGGGGGGGAGGGAGUGGGAGUCAUAGUGGUGUUGACAUGCGCGCGUUCAUGACUCCAAGGGUGUCGCAGGACGAGCUAUGCAGUGCUCUCGUGGAGUUGUUUGUUGAUGCGGAUCUUCCGUUUCGUCUUAUCGACCGAGCUUUGGCGAGUCAAACAACAACUACUCUACCCUCUAUUCCUGCACCGGGAGUCUCAAAUCCUUUCCGUCGCUUUGUCGCCUUGCUCAAUCCAUCGGCCAAGGAUUUGCUGGGGUCACGUUACCGUUUGGCACGGGACAUGCAAGCAUUCAGUGAGGUGACUCGAGAGGAGCUGAGGCAGGAGAUCUUUGGCGACGGUCUCGUGGGGAGGGUGUCCCUUAGCUUGGACAUCUGGACCAGUGAGAACCAUACAGCUUUCAUGUGUGUGACCGUCCACUGGAUCACUAGUGACUUCAGGCUACGUUCGGGGAUUUUGGAUUUCGUGCAGUUGGAGGGUUCGCACACAGGGUCUCUCAUAGCACAGACCCUCGAGCGCAUCUUGACCGAGGGUGGCCUGCAGGAUGUAGUGUUUGCUGUGACGACGGACAAUGCGGAGAACAACAACAAGGCGAUGCGCCUUCUGUCGGGGGACCCAGCAGAGGGGCUAGGGGCCUGGACAGCUAAUCCACUGCUCGACAUUGCGCGUCACGUUCGCUGUCUUGCACAUAUCAUGAACAUUGCAGUGCAGGAGGCAUUGAAGUUGGACGAUGUGAAGGAGGCGUUGAAACGCCUACGGGAUGCGUGUUCGUACAUUGGAUGGUCGGUCCAGCGGUCAGAGGCUUUUGCCAGUCUGCAGUGCAGGUUGGCAGGCAGAGACAACGCGAAGGUGCUACGUCUGAUCCCCGACUCGCCUACACGUUGGGGCUCCACUUACAAGAUGAUCUGCCGUGCCUUGGAGCUGCAGCAGGCACUGACGGUGUUUUCUAGCCGGACUGACGUGAGUGAUAGGCUCCGGCUACGCGAGCAGCUCGACAAAAUACGUCUCAGUGACGUCCACUGGGACGCGCUUGUCGAGCUGAAGAACUUUCUUCAGCCCUUCCACUCGAUCACCAAGGUAGCUGAGGCUUCCUUGUACCCGACAGCUGCAGCGGUGGUGCCGCUGUACAACCAACUGCUGGACAACAUGGAAAUCACCAACCGCGAGCCAGCCGUCUCACCCCUGACACAGGCCCUCAUCACCAAAGCCCUCGGCAAGCUGAAGAAGUACCCGUACGGCACCAAGGAAGAGUUGGCGAUUGCCACCUUCCUUGACCCCCGUUACAAGAUCAUCUUCUUCCAGAUGCCCUAG
Closterium sp. NIES-65 is the source of this 2019-nucleotide messenger RNA. The record is from the annotation of a GenBank genome assembly. NCBI's taxonomy places the organism in Eukaryota, Viridiplantae, Streptophyta, Zygnematophyceae, Desmidiales, Closteriaceae.